Molecule: messenger RNA, 675 nt
Organism: Microthlaspi erraticum
Lineage: Eukaryota; Viridiplantae; Streptophyta; Magnoliopsida; Brassicales; Brassicaceae
Source: the annotation of a GenBank genome assembly
AUGUUUCACAAGUGUGCUGCAACCAAGUUGAUCGACAUGAUCAGCCGAGUUAAGGAAAGAGGUCAGCAACCAUAUUGGAUCCUUGAUGAUUACUACAAAGAUCUGGUCGAAUGUAAAGCUAAAGCUAAAGAGAGGAGCAAAAAAGCUUCCAAAAGUCGAAUGUCAGAUCGAAAUGGGUUAGGACCUCAUAAACAUCGAGCUGGCUCACGUUCAUAUGCUAAAGUUGCAGAUUUGUUGAAAAAAAAGACAGGAGAUGCAUCUUACAUUGAAGUUCUCCGAGAGACUCACAAAAAGCGUGAUGGAUCAUUUGUGGAUGAAAGGGCCAGGCUGAUCAGUGAGGGAUUUGACAAGGAUCUAGCUGAUCAUAUUGUUGAUGAUGAAUUUCCAACAGGAGAAGAGCCAACUCCCCAGAAAAAAAAUGAAAUGUAUUUGAAGUGUUCGGUCUGUGGCGGUGCUUGCGGCCUAGUUCCAGACGGUUCUGGAGGGGGUGGUGGAAGUUGUUCCCCAUUACAAGCUGAUGCUCGCGGGGUGGAAGCUCUUACUUCGGGGUGUUCGGAUCUGAGGCUGAAGACCGUUGGCCAGAAGUGUUAUGAGCUCCGGUACUAUGAGAUGUUCUCUGUGUACCAGGGGUUCCUGAGACCGGAGAGAAUUGGAGUCGAGUUUCGUGUAUUGUAG